Molecule: messenger RNA, 1167 nt
Organism: Lymnaea stagnalis (great pond snail)
Lineage: Eukaryota; Metazoa; Mollusca; Gastropoda; Lymnaeidae
Source: the annotation of a GenBank genome assembly
CUGAACCUCUUCUCCCUCCUGCUCGUCUCCGCCACCGAGGGCUGCGUCUUCGCGAGUGUCGUGGGCUGCCUGUCCGCGCCCCUGGCCACCGCCUUCUGGUCGCUGUUCCACUACGAUUACGACUCUGACGUCAUCAGCUGGAGGCCUGGCUGGACACAUACGUCAGGUGAGGAUUUUUAAAAAAAAUAUUUUUUUUUCCCUCCUACCAACCAGUGACUACAAUCAGCGUGUUCUCCAACAGAGACCGACACAAUCAUAACAUUAUAAUUUUUUUUAAUGACUAAACUAUAAAUAGCUCGACAAAACAUUGUCGGUGCCGAUCCGCGAGCUUCCCAUCUAUUAAACACACUUGACCAAAGCCUGGCAACCGAGUAACGCAUUUUAUAAGAAUCGCAAUGGUCAUUAGCUUCUGGGAGUUUUAUAUUGCUGGCUUAUUUAACACGGCGCAGUCUAUUGAGAACACCAUCAUCACAGCCAUGCAUAACUGACAUACCCAGAGAAUUAGUAUUAAAUACACGUUCACUUUGUACAUUCCAGAUGUUCAUUUAUUUAUUUUUUAAAAUAGUUUUAAUUUUAGUUUUAUAACAUCUUAUCUUCCAAUUUAAAAUAUUGUCUUUGAAUUGUAUCCUUGUUUUAAAAAUAAACUUGACAUCACUUUUAAACGUGUCACUUUUAUUCUCUCCCCUUCCAAUCCCGAUCAUGGCCUUGACCUCUCCGUGACCACACGAUUCCCGACACGACCACGUUCAACUUUUUUGACCAUAAUCAUUGGUAUUUUAACGUGACCCCCGAUACCUUUAACGUGACCGCGUUAAUUCACCAACGUGACAACUCUCAUUAACAACGUGUUUUGAAAUCCCUGAAUACAUCUUUUGACUUGUCACUCACAACCCCGUUCAAAUCGCGACCCCCUUAAUUGACCAUGAUCCCUGAAACCCCCGAAUCUUUCCACACGUACCCUCCAAAUUGACCCCAUGCCUCCUGCUUUGUUCCUGCACGCUGCCUCCCCCCCCCACCCUUUUUACAGCCUUCACACUGGCCAGUGCCUGUCUGCUCCUGCCCGCAGUCAUCGCCUACAACGUCUUUGCCAUCAAGGAUGUCAAGGACGCCAAGAAAGAGGAGAAAGGAUAUUCGGACGUCUCGAGCUCCGAGUACGAAUGGGAUUAG